This is a messenger RNA of Daldinia caldariorum, 3788 nucleotides long. Its product is annotated as AAA-domain-containing protein. Gene Ontology annotation, biological process: protein import into peroxisome matrix. The coding region runs from base 1 to 3732 and encodes 1243 amino acids. Lineage: Eukaryota; Fungi; Ascomycota; Sordariomycetes; Xylariales; Hypoxylaceae. Gene Ontology annotation, molecular function: ATP binding; ATP hydrolysis activity. The transcript is spliced from 2 exons. The record is from RefSeq and is a predicted model, not a curated record. Gene Ontology annotation, cellular component: peroxisomal membrane; peroxisome; cytosol.
AUGGCUCCAGCUCAACGGAAGAACGCGCAGUCUGUCGCCGCCGAGAUAUCCCUUGUACACCUCAAGAAUUGUCUCGUGAAUCUCCCGACGUCACUAGUCAAUCUGCUCGUAACAGUCAAUACUCCUGCCCAAAAUGUUAUUGUCGAGCUCAAUUAUCGCGUUCCGUUACCGACGAAUGGCUCCUCUCAAGCCAAUGGCUCCUCAUCCUCACAACGAUCGCUAUAUCUCGGAUGGACAGGAAUGCCUAGCAAACGAAAGGUAGCCCCUAUAGUGGAUCGCGAUGGUAUCAGUGGUACGCGUGGUAGUGGAAGAGAUCAAGAGGUAGCUUCGGUUGAGAUCGAUGCUACAUUAGCUCGUACCCUUGGAUUGUCGGAUGGCCAGAAGGUUACGGCCACAAUACACGUCGACCCUAUUUUGGCACAUACAGUGAACAUCGAACCAGUGACAUCCGAAGACUGGGAGAUCAUUGAACUACACGCGACCUUCUUGGAGCUCAAUUUGCUAUCUCAAAUCCGCGCGCUUCCGAAUCCAGUUUACACCGCUUCGCCCGGUCAACCUCCCAGCCCGCAUCCUUUGACCCUCCAUCUCUCGCCGACAUCUACAGCCAACAUAAGGAUUGUGUCCCUUGAACCGGCUCUCCCGCCAAAUGUCCCAUUCGCAAAAAUCGCACCCGAUGCCGAAGUUGUCGUCGCGCCAAAGACGCGAUCUAAGCCUUCCAAAGGUACACGGGAAGAUCGCAGCGUAGGUGGAACGUCAAGGAGAAGCGCGAAGAGCUCGACUAGUACAGUGCGGAGGAAGAGCGCACGGGAAGAGAAGAAGCCAAGCUUGUUUUUAAGAGGAAUUGACCGGAAGCUUUGCGACGAAUGGUUUGAUGAUGAAUCAGCGCCGCAAGACUUGAGUGUAUGGGUUGAUCGUGAUCUUCUGCUUUCAAAAGAAUUCCGCGGCGUAACAUGGGUUGUUGUGAAUAUUGUCAAGCCAGCUGGACUUCAACCUCCUCUGGAUCCUCAAAAACAGCAGGAAAAUGCAGCGAAUGGUGAGACCAUAAAAGCGACCGAGAAAGUUGUUGCUCGCUUACACCCAUGGGAUGACCCCCCGACAACUCAGACUAUUGCCCUUUCUACUCCUCUUUGCGCGGUGCUUGGUUGUAUAGGAAUUGUUGGAGGGAUCGCCAAGAUCGAGCCAGCACCAGCGCCGUUAUCACGUACUUCGAUACAAAAGAUAAAAGUAUCUCCAUUUUCAAUUGAGGAUCUAAGAAAUUCAGCAGGAUUAAAAUUUGGAGGAGAGUCAAAAGCUGAAAAAGAAGAAGCAUCCAAAAAGGUAUCCCAUAUUUAUGGACAAAAAGACAAAAUUAAUGGUCUAUUACAAGGUCCCUUAACUGAUGGGAUGAUACUGCCAGUAUACGAUACUCUCCAGCUGUCACACGGCUGGGAGGGCGGUAUCCUGAAGCUUGAGGGCGCAAGCAUAGACGAUUCGAAAGAACGAUUGAGUUGGUAUCUUGGAUCUGAAAAGUCCGUGCCGAUUGAGGUACAACCGCCAGCUCCUCGACCAGCUUGGUUAGUGGAAGAUGAAAUCACCGAUCAAAAGCCUGCAAGUGACUCGGUUUUAGUCGGAAUUGAUUCACUCCUAACAGAUUUGAAAUCUCAUCUCACACACAUGUCGUCUGUCCUUCUAAGUGGUGCUUUGGGAGCAGGUAAGACAGCUGUCGUCCAGUCCCUGGCCCAAACGCUGCGAGAGGAAUUCCUAUUCCACACAACUUACUUUCCAUGCAGAAAAUUGGUCAACGACGAAAGCAGAAUUUCUACUAUCAAAGAAACGUUGAAUAGGAUAUUCAUGGGUGCUAGCUGGGGCGCAAGACUCGGUGGGAAAGCUCUUGUUAUACUGGACGAUCUGGACAAGUUAUGCCCAGUAGAGACGGAGUUGCAGGUAGGAAACGACAACAGCCGAAGCAGGCAGGUUAGUGAAACUAUCAGCUCAAUUGUCCAUCAGUAUUGUGGGCGCGAUAGGGGAGUCGUUCUAUUAGCUACCGCCCAAGGCAAAGAAUCACUUAAUAAUGUUAUCAUCGGAGGCCACGUCGUCCGGGAAAUCGUCGAAUUAAAAGCGCCAGACAAAGAGGCUCGAAGAAAGGUCUUGGAGGCGAUCGUCAAGCAGCAGACCGUGGCUCGGGGAUCUUUGCCAGCACCCGAGCCUUCUGGUAGUCGGCCUACUACUGCCAAUGGGAGCAUAGGUGGCGACGAUACCGACACGUGGAUGGAUGGCGCGGAUCAACUUAGCCCUAAAAAAUCUAUCUCUACAAAUUUAAGGUCGGAAGGUUUCCUCCUAGACCCAGACCUAGAUUUCCUCGACCUCGCUGGGGAAACGGAUGGCUACAUGCCGGGAGAUCUUAUCCUUCUCGUAUCUCGAGCCCGCAACGAAGCUUUAAUACGGUCUGUCAGCGAGGACCCUUCAAACGAAUCACUGGACGUUGUUCAACUUGGUCGUGCCGAUUUCGAUAACGCUCUCAAAGGAUUCACUCCAGCGUCUCUUCGGAAUGUCCCUUUGCAGACGUCGACAACUACAUUUGACUCAAUCGGAGGUCUAAAGGAAACACGACAGAUCUUACUCGAGACAUUACAAUACCCAACGAAAUACGCGCCGAUAUUUGCGCAAUGUCCUCUGAGAUUGCGUUCCGGAUUACUCUUAUACGGUUUCCCUGGGUGUGGUAAAACUCUGCUUGCAAGCGCAGUUGCGGGAGAGUGUGGGCUCAAUUUCAUAUCCGUGAAGGGACCUGAAAUAUUAAAUAAGUAUAUUGGAGCCAGUGAGAAAAGCGUUCGUGAUCUUUUUGAACGCGCUUCUGCUGCCAAGCCAUGUGUGCUAUUUUUUGACGAAUUUGACUCGAUCGCUCCUAAACGAGGUCAUGACUCAACAGGCGUUACGGAUCGAGUAGUCAAUCAACUGUUAACCCAAAUGGACGGUGCGGAAGGUCUAUCUGGUGUUUAUGUUUUAGCUGCAACAUCGCGACCAGACCUGAUCGAUCCAGCCUUGCUCCGUCCGGGGCGUUUAGAUAAGAGUUUGCUCUGCGGUUUUCCGACUGUAGAAGACCGCGCCGAUAUCUUGAAGGCCCUGAGUAAGAAAGUCAAGCUCAGCAAAGAGCUAGUAGCGUCAGAGGAGAGCUUCCUUGAGCUCGCAAAGCGAACGGAAGGGUUUUCCGGUGCCGAUUUGCAGGCACUCAUCUCAAACGCUCAGUUAGAAGCCAUCCACGAUGUGCUAAAAGACAUCGAGUUACAGCCUUCAGGCGACAAACGUAAUGGUGCUGACUCCCGAGCCAAAGCAAGCACAUCAGCAAGCAACCGGAAUUUCAUCCAAUUUCGCUACGGUAUCGAGGCUGCUCUGGCCGAAGCAGAGGAAAAGACAAAAAAAGGAUAUAACAAGUCAACCCAGCUGGCCGAGAAUGCUGCUAUGGCAGCUAAGCUUUCCGAAAUAAAAGCGGCGAAGAAACAGACAAAACUAGGUCAGAAGAGAAUAAAUCACAAUUCAAGGGAUACUAGCGAUAAAGGGAAAGAAGGAAACAAUACGGAAGUCCUUAUCGGUUGGAGGCAUGUGGUGAAGGCGUUGGAAUCGACCAGGGCCAGUAUCAGUCCCCAGGAAAGAAAUCGCCUAGAACGGAUCUACAGAGAAUUCGUAGUUGGACGGAGCGGCGAAAUGCGGGAUGGUCAAGGGAGCAUGGAAAUUGGCGGACGAAGCAGCCUCAUGUAAGGCCUUUCUGCAUUAAAAUAGAGGCAAAGCAAGGCAAGGUUAAAUAAAAGGUCUAU